GCUCAGGCUAGUGACUACUGCCGCAUCAUGUCUGGACGGGGAAAGCAGGGCGGUAAGGCUCGCGCCAAGGCCAAGACUCGUUCUUCCCGCGCCGGACUCCAGUUCCCCGUGGGCCGAGUGCACCGCUUGCUCCGUAAAGGGAACUAUUCCGAGCGGGUCGGGGCCGGCGCACCGGUGUACCUGGCGGCGGUGCUGGAGUACCUGACUGCCGAGAUCCUGGAGCUGGCGGGCAACGCGGCCCGCGACAACAAGAAGACGCGCAUCAUCCCGCGCCACCUGCAGCUGGCCAUCCGCAACGACGAGGAGCUCAACAAGCUGCUGGGCAAAGUCACCAUCGCGCAGGGCGGCGUCCUGCCUAAUAUCCAGGCCGUGCUGCUGCCCAAGAAGACUGAGAGCCACCACAAGGCCAAGGGCAAAUAAGGUCCCAAAUAGCAGUGUCCAAACAAAAGGCUCUUUUCAGAGCCACCCACUAUUUCUGUGGAAGAGUUGGGUCACUUAAAAAACCCAAACCCAUUGCCGUCGAGUCGAUUCCGGCUCAAUAGCGACCCUAAACCUAUAGUCAGUAUUUGCCAGUAAAAGCACAACAU
Messenger RNA from Loxodonta africana (African savanna elephant), 587 nucleotides. Its product is annotated as histone H2A type 1-D. Bases 28 to 420 code for a protein of 130 amino acids. Gene Ontology annotation, cellular component: nucleosome; chromatin. Lineage: Eukaryota; Metazoa; Chordata; Mammalia; Proboscidea; Elephantidae. The record is from RefSeq and is a predicted model, not a curated record. Gene Ontology annotation, biological process: heterochromatin formation. The transcript has a single exon. Gene Ontology annotation, molecular function: DNA binding; structural constituent of chromatin; protein heterodimerization activity.